Molecule: messenger RNA, 2925 nt
Organism: Prorocentrum cordatum
Lineage: Eukaryota; Dinophyceae; Prorocentrales; Prorocentraceae
Source: the annotation of a GenBank genome assembly
UCAAGCCGCUGUUGGCCCGAAGCCGCGCCCACAUGCAUUGGCGUCGGACAGGACCCAGGUGUCAUGCAAGCUGCCAGAGCGCGGACGGUGGGCGGGGCGUGCCCUGGGCAGGCGGUGCUGUCUCAGACCGAUGAGCUCUUGCCACUGCGCGGCGACGCGGACUGCCAAGAAGGCCGGCGCCGCAAGAGCCUCACGGCCACUGCCCUCGCCGUGGCUGUUGCCGCCCUGGCUGCUGGGGCCGCAGUGCACUGCUGGCGCGGGCGCUCCGCUCCUGCUGGCUGGCACGAGCUGCGCGGGACCGUGGAGCUGGCGGGGCGCCCUGCAGUGUGCGCUGAGCCUGGUGAGGACUGUCGGUCUACUGGCUGCUGCAGCGUAGAGGGCCUGACAUGUUACGAGAAGGACCAGCACUUUGCCGGGUGCCGGCCAAACUGCACCAAGGGUGGUCUCGACCCCGAAGCCACUGGAGAGGCUGCCAAUGGCCCGUGGACAUGCGGCGUGCCAAAGAUGUCGUGUGCCUGCCAGCGCAGGUGUCAGGGCAAUCUUUCAUGUCCCGACUUCCCAGAGGUUGAGUAUAUCUACCUCCCGGAUAGCGAGGAGGACCUGAACAGAUUGGAGCGUCUCUCGAUCGAGUACGACAAGCAUCUGUCGUGCGGACGGGCUGCGCUUCACAAGGUUGCGGGCGUGAACGCUGAGAGAUGGGAGCAGGGGGACGGCGGGUACGAACGUGUGCGGAAGUACGGCGAGGGGCUGCCCGAAAUGCAGCCCGACGAGCUCAUCUGGACGCCGACUGGCAUGGUGCCAGUCGGAGAUUCGGCACCGUGGUGGAACAAGCACCACCUGACCUUCGCAGAGGUGGACGACCAGGGCCGCAGCACCUGGGUGGCGAAGGGCCUUGCGCACCACGCCAGCUGCAGCCUCUCGCACUUCGUCGUCUGGAUGGACGCCCGGGAGCGUGGGUUGCCUGCGGUGAUCAUGGCCGAGAGCGACGCGCUGCUGUCGGACUGGUGGGUGCCUUACGUCGGAGGCUCACCAGACGAGUACGACAGCGUGAUCCUGGCCCUUCUGGAGGACGCGCCAACGGACUGGGACGUGAUCUACUUGGACAAGGGCAGGCUCGGCGUCCGCGGCGACAAGAAUCCGGUCACGAGGCUUGAGCGCGAGUGCUGGGGCAGCCCUUACGACGUCUACGAGUGGACAGGUGAAGGACAGGCGGGCGCGACUAUGUACAUGGUGAGCGAUCGAUUUCUCAGCUCCGUGCCGCAGAUAAUCCACGACGUCGGCUUCGACAUGGUGGACGGAUGGUUGGGUGACCGCUGCAACCCCGACAAAGAGGGACCUGUGCCUGGGGGUCAGCUGCGCUGCUACUCCGUCGUCGCCGCUGAACCCCCAAAGCCCUGCGAGCGCGUCUGCAUCGCGGAGGGCCAGGCCGCCACGUGUGCCAAGAGGCUGUCUUACGCAGCCAGCGCAUCCCACGGGCCGGACGCGUGCAGCUCCGCGCGCGCCUCGGUGGCGAAGCUGUGCCCGGGCUGUGCAGCGUGCGCGGCCUCCCCCGACGCGUGCGGGCCGCCAUUCCCGCACGAGAACCUGAGCGUGGCCAAGCCCGUGCGCCCGAAGCCGCGCCCCGUCCGCGCUGGAAGGCCUGCAGAUGUCGCACAGCUGGGGCAGCCGAUCUCGCAGAUGACCGAAGGCGCGAGCCCUGUGGCAGCCUCCGCUGACUUCGAGGUCCAGGGCCAGGAAGCUGCUGCACUUCGUGGCCUCGACGACGGCAAGGCCGAGGACGACGCUGCAGGCGAGGCUGCCAGUAGCAGCAACGAGGCCUGCAAGUCGACUUGCAAGAUCGACGGAGACUCUGCCACGUGCGAGUCUCGCCUGCAGUACGCCUUGGAGAGCCUCUAUGCCGAUCGGCCAGACGCCUGCGCCGCAGCGUACCGCCUGGUGCGCAAGCAGUGCAAGGGCUGCAUGAUGUGCGUGCCGCCGCCCGAAAAGUGUGGUCCCCCUGCGGGCUCUGCGCCCGCACCGCCAGCGCCGGCGCCGCCAGCGACCUCGCCUGGCUGCGCCAAGGAGUGCAACUUCGAGGGCGUCAGCGCUGAGUGCGGCAAGCGAGUGCUGUACGCUGCCGCGGAGGGGCUGGGCGAGGACAAGUCGUGCAAAGCGGCGCACAAGCUAGUCCUCGAGCAGUGCUCCGUCUGCAAGGACUGUGAACUGGAGGACGUCGGUUGUGCCACGUAAGUCUGCUCCAUCGUGUGGAUGAGGCGCCAUCUGGUGCUGGAGCUGACGCAGUCUGCGCGCCUUGCGUGCCAUGGGGCUAGGCGCUCUGUUGUCAGGCCGAGCCGCCUCAGCGCCCAUUUUGUUGGGGCUCCUCCUCGGCCUCUGCUGUCUCCUCUCCCUCUUACCCUCUGCCUUACUCCUCUCCUGGCUCUUUCCUUCCCCCCCACCUCGUGAUUUCCCUCCUGCAACUACUGAUCUCCGCCAUUUCGCCUCCCACUUAUUCGCUUUGCAUUGUUUCUUUCCUCCACUUUUUCCCUUACGAUAAUAUGUCAGGCCUUGUGCAUGCCAACCUCGGAUACCUCUCUUAUGCUGUAGGCGGUCUGUUGCCAUUUCCCCUGCUUGCCAUCCGCUCCAUCCGAUCCUGCCCUGCGUUAGGGCCCUUCUCGUCGGCGCUGGCAUCUAGAUGAUCUGCGCAGCCUGAUAUGCAAAUUCGCCUAGGUAGCAGAGCACUGGCAUGCAAGGCAUGCGUGCCAGAAGCACAAGCGGCAUGUACCAAUUCAAGAAAGCCACAAGUCGAUAUAAGGGGCCUGUCAUGCAAUCACGUGUGUGGGAAGUCGGACACUGAGGGAACGCAAGAAUUCCAUGAACUGAUAAUGGAACUUGUGAAGACAAACGUUGUUCAAAGUAUACCAGCCAGCGUCGAACCCAAGCAGCGCC